AUGGACACCAAAUUCGGUGCAUAUGGUCUUCCCAACGGCAGCUUCCAAUCACUAGACCUCAAGACCUGCAUGACUCUAGCGAAACGAGGCGGUUGCUCGAAAGACUUGCCAGUUGUGCUCUUCUCAGGCGCACUCGCUACAUCUCGACACCUGUACAACGCGAUGCUCCAGAACAUCGCGGCUACUGGUUACAUAGUGCUCUCCAUUGACCAUCCCUACGAUGCAGAUAUGGUUGAGUUCCCGGGUGGCACCAUAGUGACGGGUGUCGAUAUUGAGAGCGAUGCCGAGAUUGAGCUUGCACUCAACACACGAGUCGCCGACAUCGAAUUCGUCUCCAAGCAAAUGAAGAACGCCUCAGCCAUCAUGGAGCUACUCCCGGGAUAUGUGAGCUCCAAGAAAGCGCCCAAAAUGGCUGUUAUCGGACAUUCCCUAGGAGGCGCAGCAGCUGCCAGCGCGAUGAUGUCAAUGACUUCCCUCAAAGGCGGAGUCAACCUCGACGGCUCCAUGUUCGGUUCUGUGUUAACGACCGGCUUCAACGGCCCCUUCAUGCUGAUGGGUCACGAAAACAAGACACAAGAGACUGAUCCCUCCUGGAAGACCAUCUGGCCAAACCUCACUGGCUGGAAGAAGGAGUUUGAAGUCAAGCGCUCAGCGCACUACAGCUUCUCGGAUCUUCCCUUGGUCAUUUCUGCAUUGGGUCUGGAUGGGAAGUUGCCAGCGCAGGUUGGAGAGCUUCUGGGUUCUAUUGAGGGUCGUAAGAUGACGGGCCUUACGACUACGUAUGUUGAGGCUUUCUUGGAUAUGGUAUUGAAGGGUGGGAAGGGAAGUGCCUUUACCAAAGCUGGCGGUCGGUUCAUUGAGGUUGAGGAGGUGGCUUAG
Alternaria ventricosa is the source of this 879-nucleotide messenger RNA. RefSeq lists its product as uncharacterized. The record is from RefSeq and is a predicted model, not a curated record. Gene Ontology annotation, molecular function: 1-alkyl-2-acetylglycerophosphocholine esterase activity. The transcript has a single exon. Lineage: Eukaryota; Fungi; Ascomycota; Dothideomycetes; Pleosporales; Pleosporaceae. The coding region runs from base 1 to 879 and encodes 292 amino acids.